CGUUCCGUCUCGCUCGGCCACACCUGCAAAGCAGACCGAGGGAAGUCCGCCCGCCCCGUGGUGGCGCAGACCCACGAACGUCAGCGCGAGCGGAGGCAGCGGUCGGAGCGAUUGAGUCGCUUCCACGGGAAUCGGUGAUCCGCUGGAGGCUCGGAUGAAUUCACCCACUGGUGCAUUGACAGCACCUGCAAUUCGGAUAGAAAGCAAGCUCAGACCGGUGCAGAACGCCGGGGAACAGCCGGCAUCAGCUGAGUGCACAGAUGAGGACUGCCGCCCCUUGCAGGUUUCUAUUCAUGCCUUGGACAUGGAAUCAGAACGGUGAAUGUGGAGCCAUAGAUGUAUGCAGCCUGGGCUAGGGGACCCGAAUUGAUUACAAAAGGGACCAGUGUGGACAAACAGGCAGGUGAUUUGGUACAUUUACAACAUUGUAUUCUAUUCCCACAGUAGAGCUUCUCCAGCCACUUGGGAGAUCUCCCGGUUAACAUCCAAAGUGACCCCCGUUAAAACCCCUGGACUCGCCGGUCCCAGCAGCGGUAGCUGUCAGUGAAGGUGACAUGACUUGAAAGGAUUCUUAAGUGGAUUCUUUUCCCUCUGUGGUGGUGGCUGCCUUAUUUAUCAGGCUGGGAGUGGCGGCAGGAUGCCUGAACUGGACGACUUUCCCCCCCUGAGGGGACCUAGAGGCUCUGAAAUGGGCCUCCACGGGCCCGCUGACCCAAUUCGGAUUCAACACAACAUCCUGGAGGAGCAAGUCGAGCUGUGGUGGUUCAGAGAACCAGGGAAGUCUCUGUUGUGUUACUGCGUCGCUGUUUUUCUAAUCCUGGGCUGUGGGCUCGGAGGUGUUGGUCUGCUCUCCACCACCACCAGCGUCUCAAGUGAAUGGCGGUUGGGUGCGGGCACCGCGCUCUGUCUGCUCGCCUUGGGGGUUCUGCUCAAACAGCUGCUCAGCUCCGCCGUGCAGGACAUGAAUUGCGUUCGAAGCCGACAGCAGAUUGACAUGCUAAAAAGCGGCGGAUUAUCUGACUUUCUCGUGGUUUUGAUUACCGGGCUGUCGCUGCUCAUUUGCGGAGGAGUUCUACUGCAUCUGGCCCUGGUGAACCACAUGCCUAAACCGGGCCAAGCACUUAAUGACAUGUACAUCUCUGGAGUGGUGUUGCUGACUGGAGGGGGUGCUGCAGUGGUGGGGGUUGGAAUAUACUCCGUUGUGGUCAUCCUACUGGAGAGGACGCGGCACAGACAAAGAUUUGUGGACCGUAUUUUCAACAUCUUCACCAUCUCCGGACACAUGAACCACCAGGCUCGUAGAGAAACUACCUCCAGUCUGGCCAACCUCAUAUGAGACGUAACAGCAGGAUUACUGCUUUUGGAAAAAUGGCAAAAAAUGAUCAUUCAUUGCAAGAUGACAGCGGAAGCCAAACAGUAGCGACAAGAAUGGAUGACAAUAUUAAAGACUAACCAACUAACUGAGAUGGACUCAAGUUCACAGCCAGACAUUGUGCUAUAUGAAACGUUUAUAUUGGAUAGCAUUGGUAGCAUUAUUGCAUCGGCUGGAAAGGCAGUAUUAACCGGUCGGACGUGUAACAAAGCAUCCUGAGCAGCAGUUUCUCCCGGAUUCUCACCUUAGAGACUUUAAAAUCAAGUCAUAGGUGCCUUUGGAAGAGACUUUGCCCCCACCCCCCCCCACACACAGAAGUAUUGGACCAGUGAAUCCUAGUCCUAAUUGACACAAACAUUUGGUUUUGACAUCCAUAGAUGAAUAUGAGACCAGGUAGCAGCAUUACAGCUUUUAUUUCUGAUGGAUGAAUUUUAGAGGCCACCCUCGGACAUCUCUGUGUGGAGUUUGCAUGUUCUACGGGUUUUCUUGCGUGGGUUUUCUCCGGGUACUCCGACUUCCUCCCCAAAACAUGCUAGGUUAAUUCAUUCAUUCUUUCAUUCAUUUUCUACCGCUUUUUCCU
Messenger RNA from Doryrhamphus excisus (bluestripe pipefish), 1952 nucleotides. RefSeq names its product transmembrane protein 125a (gene tmem125a). The record is from RefSeq and is a predicted model, not a curated record. Lineage: Eukaryota; Metazoa; Chordata; Actinopteri; Syngnathiformes; Syngnathidae.